Messenger RNA from Hibiscus syriacus, 483 nucleotides. RefSeq names its product auxin-induced protein 15A-like. Lineage: Eukaryota; Viridiplantae; Streptophyta; Magnoliopsida; Malvales; Malvaceae. The coding region runs from base 81 to 320 and encodes 79 amino acids. The transcript has a single exon. Gene Ontology annotation, biological process: response to auxin. The record is from RefSeq and is a predicted model, not a curated record.
ACUUAAGAUCCUUAACUUUGCUUUUCGAGUUCUCUAAGAUUUUCCCCGUCUUCCCUUUUAUACAUCCACUGAAAAUAAUAAUGGCUAUCCGCCUGCCUCAUACCGUGAGCUCUAAGAAAGUUCCCAAGGGUUACUUUGCAGUUUAUGUUGGAGAAAGCCAGAAGAGGUUUGUGAUACCAGUGUCAUUCUUGAACCAGCCUUUGUUUCAAGAUUUACUUGGCAUGUCAGAAGAAGAGUUCGGAUAUACUCAUCCUAUUGGCGGUCUCACAAUACCCUGCAACGAAGACCUCUUUGUUGAUGUUACCUCUCGCUUGAAUUGAUUGUGAGAGAAUUAAGAAAAAUCAACCUAUUUUGUAAAGCAAACAUCUAACACAAUGUAAACUCUUUCUUUCCCGUCCUUUUUUUCCCUUGGGGAGCAUAUAUAAGUCUUCCUAAGUGAAAAAUUAGAGAUGGUGGUUACUGUAAGUUCUACAAGUAUGGAAA